This is a messenger RNA of Kogia breviceps (pygmy sperm whale), 4207 nucleotides long. NCBI's taxonomy places the organism in Eukaryota, Metazoa, Chordata, Mammalia, Artiodactyla, Physeteridae. The record is from RefSeq and is a predicted model, not a curated record.
CUCCCCCCUCCCCUGGUCUUCCCCUCCCUCCUGCCCCGCACCCCACGUGAAGCGGAAUAUAAAGGGGGGUGUGAGGCUAGAGGGGAAAGUGAAUGGCGAAGGACUGAAGGGGUCCCCCCUUCGGGUCCCCGGCUGUCCUGUUCACCCUCGUUCAUCCUCCCUUCCCGAAGCUCGCCCUCGAAGGCAGAAGCGGCCGGCGCCUUCGGCUGAGAAGGAGGAGGAGGAGGAGGAGGAAUCGCGCCGGGCGGAGCGUCAGGUCCCGUUUUCCUCCUCGGCGUCUUGAAUACAAAGAUUACGGUGCAGAAGGAAAUUGCACUCGUCUCCUCCGCCCCCUGGUACCCAGCACAAUGCACCAGCCGCCCGAGUCCACCGCCGCCGCGGCCGCGGCCGCGGCCUCGGCCGCUGCAGACAUUAGUGCUAGGAAGAUGGCGCACCCGGCAGUGUUCCCUCGAAGGGGCAGUAGUGGUGGCAGCGCCUCUGCUCUCAAUGCAGCAGGUACCGGCGUUGGUAGUAGUGCCCCAUCUUCCGAGGAUUUUCCACCUCCGUCGCUGCUCCAGCCGCCACCUCCUGCAGCAUCUUCUCUGUCGGGACCACAGCCUCCGCCUCCACAAAGCCUGAAUCUCCUUUCGCAGGCUCAGCUGCAGGCACAGCCUCUUGCGCCAGGCGGAACUCAAAUGAAAAAGAAAAGUGGCUUCCAGAUAACGAGCGUGACCCCGGCUCAGAUCUCCGCCAGCAUCAGCUCUAACAACAGCAUCGCAGAGGACACCGAAAGCUACGAUGAUCUGGAUGAAUCUCACACAGAAGAUCUGUCGUCUUCCGAGAUCCUUGAUGUGUCACUUUCCAGGGCUACCGACUUAGGGGAGCCUGAACGCAGCUCCUCAGAAGAAACUCUCAAUAACUUCCAGGAAGCCGAGACACCUGGGGCAGUCUCUCCCAACCAGCCCCCCCUUCCUCAGCCUCAUCUGCCUCACCUUCCACAACAGAAUGUUGUCAUCAAUGGGAAUGCUCAUACCCACUCCCUCCAUCACCACCCUCCCAUUCAUCAUGGGCACCACCUCCAUCAUGGGCACCACCAUCCAUCCCAUGCCGGUGUGGCCAGUACACCCAUUCCGGGAGGGCCGCCCUCAAGCCCAGUAUCCAGAAAACUGUCUACAACUGGAAGCUCCGACAGUGUUAUGCCAGUUGCACCAACUUCUGCCGUAUCAUCGAGUGGCUCACCUGCAUCUGUAAUGACUAGUAUCCGUGCUCCGAGUACAAGCGGCAGUAUAGGUAUAAAUUCUGUUACAGGCACUAAUACGAUGAAUAAUGUUAACAUUACGGCUGUGGGUGGUUUUAAUCCUAAUGUGACCAGCAGCAUGCUUGCUAAUGCUAAUUUAAGUGCGAGCAGCGUUCCCAGUGCUGCAGGUGUGAGCGUUGGGCCUGGAGUGAGCAGCGGUGUUAACGUGACUGUCUUGAGCGGCCUGGGCAACGGUACGAUUUCGUUCUCCGCUCUCAUUAACAGCACUGCCAGUACAGCUGCAGGGAUGACUGUAGGAUCAGUUUCAAGUCAGCAGCAACAACCAACAGUUAACACGUCCAGGUUCAGAGUUGUGAAGUUAGAUUCGAGUUCUGAGCCCUUCAAAAAAGGUAGAUGGACUUGCACCGAGUUCUAUGAAAAAGAAAACGCAGUCCCCGCCGCCGAAGGGGUGGUGAUAAAUAAGGCAGUGGAAAGCGUAAAACAAAACCCGACAGAAGUGACUUGUGAGAGGGAGAGCACUAGCGGGAGCUCAGUGAGUAGUGUCAGCACACUGAGUCACUACACGGAGAGUGUGGGAAGCGGAGAGAUGGGAGCCCCAGCUGCCGUGGUGCAGCAGCCGCCCGCUCUUCCAGGUGUCGCCCUCCCGCAGAUGGACUUCAGCAGCGCUGCUCCGGCGGGCAUUUCAGCAGCUAGUAUACCACAGAGUGUUUCUCAGUCACAGAUCUCGCAAGUACAGUUGCAGCCUCAAGAACUGAGCUAUCAGCAGAAGCAGGGUCUUCAACCAGGACCUCUGCAAGCCGCUCUCAGUGCUGCAGCUGGUAUCCAGCCAUCACCUGUGAGCGUGGUGGGUGUAACUUCAGCUCUAGGUCAGCAGCCUUCCGUUUCCACCCUGGCUCAGCCCCAACUGCCGUAUUCUCAGGCGGCCCCUCCGGCGCAAGCUCCCCUGCCAGGGACAUCACCCCAGCAGUUACACUAUGGACAGCAGCCGCCGGCUCUUUCCACGCAGGUGGCCCCAAGCCACGGUCCGUCAGCGACUCCGAAUGCUACUUCCGAGUAUGUUCAGCAGCAGCCGAUUCUGCAAACGGCAGUGUCCUCUGGACAGCCCACUUCUGCGGGGGUGGGAGCAGGAGCCGCGGUGAUUCCUAUGGCUCAGCCACAGAGCAUCCAGCUGCCAGCGCAGCCCGCAGCAGUCCAGGCGCAGCCCGCAGGGGCAUCUGGCCAACCUGCUGGCCAGGCGCAGACGGCAGUAUCUGCUGUACCUCUUGGCAGUCAAAUUGCAAAUAUUGGUCAACAGACAAACGUACCUACAGCAGCGCAGCAGCCGUCUGCCCAAGUCACACCUUCAGUUAUCCCGCACGGUGCUCCCCCGUCUUCACAGAUAGUUCCACCCGCUCAAGCUGCGAUUCUUCAUCAGGGAGUUCAAGCUAGUGCUUCAGGCCUUCCUCAACAGUUGGUCAUUGCACCCCAGAGUACCUUGUUAACUGUGCCUCCCCAGCCGCAAGGAGUAGAGCCAGUAGCUCCAGGAGUUGUUUCGCAGCAGUUGCCUGCAGUUAGUCCUUUGCCCUCUGCUAGCAGUAUUUCUGUUACGAAUCAGGUUAGUUCAGCUGGUCCUUCUGGAAUGCCUUCUGUCCCAACAAACUUGGUUCCAUCACAGAAUAUAGCACAAGCCCCUGCCACUCAGAAUGGUAAUUUGGUUCAAGGUGUUAGUCAGCCUCCCUUGAUAGCAGCAUCUAAUAUAAAUUUGCCUUUGGCGCAACAGAUCCCGCUAAGUUCUACUCAGUUCUCUGCACAAUCAUUAGCUCAGGCAAUUGGAAGCCAAAUUGAAUAUGCCAGGCGCCCAGCGGAACCCUCCUUAGUUGGCUUACCUCAGACUAUCAGUGGUGACAGUGGGGGAAUGUCGGCAGUUUCAGAUGGGAGUAGCAGCAGCCUAGGAGCCUCUGCUUCUCUUUUCCCGUUGAAGGUGCUACCGCUGACGACACCCCUGGUGGAUGGCGAGGAUGAGAGUGCUUCUCUCCUACCAGAGGUGCAAGGAGUGAUCCUAGAACCACAGAUACAGCCAAGACCACGGAGAGCUUUUGACGUCAGGGGUCCACUUUCUCCACUGAACCCUUGGAGGCAGAAUAUCCAGCUUCUGGAGAGAGUUGGGAAAGGAUAAUAAACAAAUUUCUUUCAACUGGUAAACAUCAUACUUCAGCAAAAGGAACUCUUCUAGCAGAGCCUUCAUGGAUGAUAUCUGUCACACAUGCAGCAGCUGCAGUUUGGAAGGCAGUGGUGAACGGAGCCAUGCAUUAUAUCUAGAAGACACAAGGAUGAGAGAGCCACCUGAUCUUGUCAUUGAUAAACUUUAAGAUUUACUCUGGUGUACUCUUGGUCUGGAAACGGAAAGGCUCAAAUAAUGACGUAAUUUUUUCAGACUGGAAUUUUACAUGGCCAUGAAAAUAUUCCUUUUUAUUCAGAAGACUGAAAAUAGAGGAAGCAUGAGAGACACCUUUCUUUAAAAAGCAGCUCUCUGUAUCUGUUUCACUUAAAAGAUUUGUGGGAUUGAAAAAUCACCUUAAUGAAGCAGGCAAACUUUUUAUUUUUUAGUAGUCUGGGAGAUCCAAAAAACUUAAUGAAAUUGUCUUUUGUUGCCUGACACUGAAAGGAACUAGGAAAUAUAAAGGGUGAACUUCUUAAUUAUUCCCAAAUUACUUUUAAUAUUAGGAUGCACUUUUUAAACUUUUUCUAGUCUUGAGCCUUAUUCUUAUCUGUCAGAUCAACAAAGAUUCCAGUAUAGGAGUAGAGACGUCUUUGAGUUCAAUCUUCUAAAGUAGUAAAUACCUGUUAAACUUGAGGUAUCGUUCUGCAUUGCAGGCAUUCUAAAGUUGAAUGAUACUGAAAAAGAGAGGUAUUUUAUAGAGCAGAAGCAAUUAGUAGUAGUAAGAUAAGCCUCUAUGUGUGAAUAAGUGUUGCAAAAUAGUUAUCCAAACU